CUUGGACGUGUUCUGACUUUUCUUCCUUCAAAGGCUCAGGCCUUUUUCUUAUAUUCACCAUGACAAACGUUCUCCAGUCACCCAUUGGUUUCCAACCUAGACCAGUCAACCACGCUCCCUCUCCUUUUGGUUUCGGCUUUGGUUUAAGUUCACCAUCUUCUGCCAUGUUCUCACCUGGCUGGCAGCAGGCAGCGCCCACAGCCAACCAGUUUUCUCCAUCCCAGAACCACAAUUCAAACCAUCCACAGCCAAUGCCACUUCGUUCAGCAAAGAGAAGACAUGAGCCGGAGGAAGCCUCGGAUGAGUCGAUGGACCAGAGCCCUGGGCCUGAGCGGCGGAUAAAACGUGCUUCUCCAAAGAGAGCACGGGUUGUAUCAGCUGAAGGGCCGAAAGAUGAGAAGAAGGAAAACAAGGCUCCAGGUCAGGAAGAUAAUGAUGUUGAUCUUGGUGUCUUACUAGCGAGCCUCCCUCCACAAUCUCUUCUUCCUCUGCUGAAUUCCCUCAUCAAGGCUCAGCCGACACUCAAAUCAAUCAUCCUCCCGCUCAUCCCUCGUCCAACUGUCGAAGUUGCUCUUCAUGCCCUAUCUGAUUCCGCCAAAAAACUCAAAGAUGCUUAUCCCUACUCCAAUAGUUCGUCUUUAUUGGGCUUUGGUGUCAGCAAUAAGGUCAGCGUAUUUGGAGGUAGUGGGGCUACUUUUGGGAAGUCGGUAUUCGGACAUAGUCAGCACGGUCAAGGUCCGACAAGCUUUUCACCAUCAAGCGGCGGUGGCAUGCGUGACGACUACAUCGUGUCCAGAUUGCGUCCUCAUAUCACGGAGUUUGCUGCUGCAUGCAUGUCUUAUUUGCCCUAUUUCUCGUAUUUACCGGCAUCCGCUGAACCUUCUAACGCUCUGCAACAAUCACAUUCCACGACAUUGCGAGUCUUACACAAGGACAAAUCACAACCAGCCGAGACAUUCUUGUUUCUUUCCGCUCUUACCACCCAUUUUUUGUCACAGCCCCCGUUGGCGUUGGCUUCGCUGGUGCCUCUACUGCUGGAUAGGCUGAUAAAAGAGUGGAAUGCAUGGGUAGACAGGGUGGAUAUUGUUGUUAAUCGAGAAGGUGGAAUGUUUGGUAGCGAGACGGUGACGACUUGGGCACGAAACUUAGAUGAUUUUGCUGGCAGCAAGGACGAACGGUGUGCAGCAGCCAUGCGGUUGGUGCGGGAUACAUGGGUGGCAAAGGUUGGUUGGCUAGUGGGUAGAACGAUGCAGCAUGCCAUGGAGGAGACAUAAUUUACGAUGCAUGACCUUUUCCUUGAUAUCACCAUUCUGCUUUCACUGUAUACCUUUCACGCUUCAUAGCAUACUUAACUGACGAAUACUGCAACAUUUUCGGAUGAUUAAAUCCGAACCGUUUA
Guyanagaster necrorhizus is the source of this 1399-nucleotide messenger RNA. RefSeq lists its product as uncharacterized. The record is from RefSeq and is a predicted model, not a curated record. Gene Ontology annotation, biological process: nuclear protein quality control by the ubiquitin-proteasome system; proteasome localization. NCBI's taxonomy places the organism in Eukaryota, Fungi, Basidiomycota, Agaricomycetes, Agaricales, Physalacriaceae. Bases 60 to 1274 code for a protein of 404 amino acids. Gene Ontology annotation, molecular function: proteasome binding. The transcript has 2 exons. Gene Ontology annotation, cellular component: nucleus; nuclear membrane.